This is a messenger RNA of Closterium sp. NIES-67, 1555 nucleotides long. The record is from the annotation of a GenBank genome assembly. Lineage: Eukaryota; Viridiplantae; Streptophyta; Zygnematophyceae; Desmidiales; Closteriaceae.
UCCCUAUUUCGGACUCAGUUUGGGAUGAUAAAAAGCAGCUGUGAUCCAGUUGCACGUCAUCAAUCUGCCUUUUUCGCGCUUUUUCACUCCUCGUUCUUCUUCAAGCUGAACUGACAGAGCCUCCACGAAUUUAUACACUCCUGGGUGUCACUAUCAUGACGUCGCCCUUGUGCUUUCAUUCCGACGGAGUUAACGGAACACUACCCGCUGGUUUUCCGGGUUCUAACUGGUUCGCCCAGCACAUCCUCGACGCUUGCGGCGGCAGCGGCGGCGGCGGCGGCGGAUCCGCCGCGAACGGCGGCCUGCUGUUCGGCAGCGCACCGAGCACGCUUCUCACAGCUUCGGGGAAUGUUGAAGCUCCGUCGCUUCCCGUCGCAUUGUCACCCGACGCCGACGGUCAGUUCGUCGCCGCAUCUGCCGCCGUGCCGCCCACGCCGAUGACGCAGGAGGACGAGAUCUUUCUGGCGCAGCUACAGGCGAUGCUACAGGAGCCUAGCGGUGGCGCUGCCGGCAUCAGCUCCGCCGCGACGCUCGGCUGUAGCAGCCAUGACGACCACCCCGCCGCUUCCGCUUCCCCCGCUUCCGCAGCUCCCCCCGCCCCCGCCGGUACACUCGGCGCGCCAGCGGGCCAAAUGUUCCACCUUCCCAGUCGGUUCCGCUCGGCUCAGGCGGCGGCGGACGAUUCGCGGCGGCGCGAGCAUUCCGACGGUGCCCCGUUACCUCUGCCGCUGCGCGCGGCGAAGAGCAUGAAGACGUCUCCACAGUCCUGGCCCGGAUCGCCUGUGCGCGCUCCGCUCAACGCCUCCCCGUCGCGUUUGGCCUGGGACGGCUCCCGUUCAAAGACGCUGCCAGCGGAAAGGUCAGAUUUCUCCGGCCCGCGCCUCCAAGGCGCGGAGGUGAGGCUCGGCGGUAACUUCUCGCUCCUCGCUUCCAUGGACGGCGCGAACGCGGCCUCCGCUGAGGGGACGGCGGCGGCGGCGGCGGUUUCGCCCAAGCGGAGCGCGUCUGGUGGCGGCUUGGGCUCCCUUUCAGACGAGCCGCAGCGGUCAAGCGGAUCAGGCUCCGCUUCCGCUUCCGCCUCCCCCUCCCCUUCCGUGGUGGUUUCUGCUAAAAAUGCCGCCACUCCGGGCGUCUCACGCGGGGAAGGUUCCGCGGGAAGGGGCGCGUCGCAGCUUCCGCAGCAGUCCAGCAAAGGAGGCGGAAGGUUCGGUCAGCAGAUUAAACCUAAGAGCAUGACCGAAAAGCACCGGCGGGAGAAGAUUAGCGAGGGAAUGAAUCGGCUGCGGAUGGUGGUCGAUGCGCAUGGUGACGUGGCAUCUAUGCUGAAUUAUGCGGUGGAUUAUAUCCAAAAUAUGCAGGCGGCGAAUAAGAGUCUGAGAUUGGAGCUGUUGCGGAGGCAGCUGUCGUGCACUUGUAACGCGUCGAGCGAUAUCGGGGCUGGAUCGCUGAUUCAGCACCUGGAUGCGCUCCAGAAGUAGGAGUCUGUAUUGUUUAGUGUAGAGCUCGUAGCUAUAUUUAAUGUAUUAUAUUUCUAUCAGGUUUCAACAACACAUGC